This is a messenger RNA of Crotalus tigris (Tiger rattlesnake), 930 nucleotides long. RefSeq names its product E3 ISG15--protein ligase HERC5-like. The record is from RefSeq and is a predicted model, not a curated record. Bases 7 to 873 code for a protein of 288 amino acids. Lineage: Eukaryota; Metazoa; Chordata; Lepidosauria; Squamata; Viperidae. The transcript is spliced from 8 exons.
AACUGGAUGCAGUAUUCCAGACUACUGAAAGAAUUAACAAACAAAUACAUUGUACAGAUUGCAUGUGGUGAUCAUCAUUCCAUGGCUCUUUCAAAAGGAGGAGAACUCUUUGCCUGGGGUGAGAAUGAACAUGGGCAGCUUGGAGUGGAAAAGAAGAUGGGUCACGUUAAGGAACCACAGCCGGUACUAGCACUGGAAGGCAUUCCUUUGAUUAUGAUUGCAGCUGGAUCUGCUCACAGCAUGGUUGUCUCUAUAUUUGGGACUGUUUACUCUUGGGGAAAAAAUACGUUUGGACAACUGGGCCUUGGAGACACAGAAGACAGAUACAUUCCUGCACAUGUCAAGGCAUUGGAGCAUAAGAAGACAGUUUUUAUUUCAUGUGGUGGCGAGCACACUGCAGUUCUCUCAAAGGAUGGAUUAGUCUGCACCUUUGGAUCUGGCUGCUACGGGCAGCUUGGCCACAAUUCCACCUGCAAUGAGCUGUUUCCACGUCUUGUGGCAGAGCUGUUUGGUGCACAAGUGACCCAGGUAGCGUGCGGAAGAUGGCACACUUUGGUUUAUGUCCCGGCACUUGGGGAAGUAUAUGCAUUUGGCUAUGGAGGAGAAGGGCAACUUGGAGAAGGAAGAAUAAGUGACCAGCUGGUUCCCCUUCCUCUUGAUCUGGCUGUUUGUAAUAAACACAUGAAGUACAGAAGUACCUUGGGCAAGGUAGUUAAAAUCAUUGCUGGAGACAACCAAAGUAUUGUGCUUCAUCUGGAAGAAAAGAAUGCAUACGCUAAUGUAAUGCAAACACUGGCCACAGUGGAGGAGGAAAAGUUUGCUAAGUGGUUGUCCAAUUCGGAUCCCAGCUGCUGGAAUAAUAUACAAUGGUAAAUACCACCACAGCUAAUCUGAUUUCCACAAUUGCUGCAAACAAAUAGACAGUCCUCA